Molecule: messenger RNA, 880 nt
Organism: Arachis ipaensis
Lineage: Eukaryota; Viridiplantae; Streptophyta; Magnoliopsida; Fabales; Fabaceae
Gene: TSPO
Product: TSPO(outer membrane tryptophan-rich sensory protein)-like protein
Cellular component (GO): membrane
Source: RefSeq, a predicted model, not a curated record
GCAUGGUUCCCAUUGAAGCCAUUGUUCUAUGGCUUCCACCCACCAGAGAAUUCCACGCUUCACCUUAUAACCAAAACCAAUCGCUCGCCUUUCCCAUAUUCCUUCAUUUCUUUCAAGCUCCUCUUCUUCUUCUUCUUCUUCCUCCAUUACCAUGGCUUCCCAAGAACUCAAACACCGGGUCACACACGAUGCAGACACCAAAGCAGGAGGAGGAACAACAACAACAACAACAACCAGACGGGACAAGAAAAUGGCGAUGGCCAAACGCGGUCUUAGGUCACCUCCAUGUCACGUGCCAACCACCACAUGGAUCACAAGACUCCCUUCUGGUUCCCGCCCUCGUGGGCCCUACACCUAACUUUACCCGCUUCGGGCUUCCUGAUGGGCCUCUCGGCCUGGAUGGUUUGGGCCGAAGGAGGAUUCCAUAGGUACCCCGUAGCUGUGGUGCUCUACGUGGCUCAGCUCCUCUUAACGGUUCUGUGGGACCCGCUUGUGUUCGGUGCAGGUGCUUCGAGGGUGGGCAUGGUGCUGUGCCUGGGUCUGUUUGGGUGCCUGUAUGGGUGCAUGCGUGUGUUUAAGCAGGUCAACCAUGUUGCUGCUGAUUUGAUAAAGCCUUGUUUGGCUUGGACCGCUUUUCUCUCCAUUGUAAAUCUUAAGCUCCUUUCUGCCUAAUCAUACUUUUAAUUAGAGAUUAACCAGAUCAAUUACGUUUUCUUAAUUAGAUACCUUCAUACAAACACCCUCUUGUAAAUAUUAAAUAAUAUUAUAUUCCCUGUGCUUUUUUGGUGUUCUGCUGUGUUUCCUUUGUAAGUUUUGUGUGUGUGUAAAUCUAAAUAUAUAUAUGCUUAAAGUUGUCUUAUUAUGAGGUAAGAACUACUAA